This is a messenger RNA of Corapipo altera (White-ruffed manakin), 2471 nucleotides long. RefSeq names its product ATP binding cassette subfamily D member 4 (gene ABCD4). Gene Ontology annotation, cellular component: peroxisomal membrane. The record is from RefSeq and is a predicted model, not a curated record. Lineage: Eukaryota; Metazoa; Chordata; Aves; Passeriformes; Pipridae. Gene Ontology annotation, molecular function: ATP hydrolysis activity; ABC-type transporter activity; long-chain fatty acid transmembrane transporter activity. The transcript is spliced from 19 exons. Bases 37 to 1878 code for a protein of 613 amino acids. Gene Ontology annotation, biological process: peroxisome organization; fatty acid beta-oxidation; very long-chain fatty acid catabolic process.
AGGGCGCGGGGGGCUGAUGCCGGGCGAGGAGAGGUGAUGGAUAUUCCCAGGGCUGUCCCCCGGCUGGACGGGCUGUUCCUGCGGCGGUUCCUGCGGCUGCUGGCCGUGCUCUUCCCCGGGUGGCCCUCCGCGAGCGCCCUCAUGUUCCUGACUCUGCUCGGUGUCGCCUUGCUGGAGCAGCUGGUUAUUUACCAGGUCGGCGUCAUCCCCAGCCAGUACUAUGAGGUCCUAGGGAACAAAGAUUUCUCCGGGUUCAAAACACUGACUGCCGUUGCCGUGACUCUGAUCAUAGUGAACUCCACGCUAAAAAGCUUCGACCAGUUUAUCUGCAACAUGAUGUACGUGAACUGGAGGAAAUCCCUCACUGAAUACCUCCACAGCUGCUACUUCCAAGGCCAGGUCUACUACAGCCUGCAUGUGCUGCGUGAGGACAUCGAUAAUCCGGACCAGCGCAUCAGCCAGGAUGUGGAGAGGUUCUGCAGGCAGCUCAGCUCCAUGGCCAGCAAGCUUGUCAUCUCACCUUUCACGCUGGCCUACUACACACACCAGUGCUUUCACAGCACAGGCUGGCUAGGCCCGGUGAGCAUCUUUGGAUAUUUUGUCAUUGGGACGAUUGCAAACAAACUAUUGAUGAGCCCAAUUGUGUCUAAACUUGUGCAGCAGGAAAAACUGGAGGGCGAUUUCAGGUUCAAGCACAUGCAGAUUCGUGUCAAUGCAGAACCAGCUGCUUUCUACAGGGCUGGGCGAGUGGAGCACAUGCGCACGGACCGGAGGCUGCAGAGCCUGCUGCAGACCCAGAGAGAGCUGAUAGGCAAGGAGCUGUGGCUAUACAUUGGGAUCAACACCUUUGACUAUCUGGGUAGCAUCCUGAGCUACGUGGUCAUUGCCAUUCCCAUUUUUUCUGGGGUCUACAGUGACCUGAGUCCAACAGAGCUCAGUGCCCUCGUCAGCAAGAAUGCUUUUGUUUCCAUCUACCUCAUUGGCUGCUUCAGCCAGCUCAUAGAUCUCUCCAGCACUGUGACCGAUGUAGCUGGCUACACACACAGGAUUGGUGAACUGCAGGAGACCUUGCUGAGCCUUGGCAGAAAAAAAAAUGGUAACUACUCGGAAGCCAAAACAAGCUGGGAUUUGGACGGCAGCCAUUUUGGGGAGGACUCAGUGCCAAGGGACACAGCUUUCCUUCUGGACCAAGUGACACUUUCGGUGCCAUCCUCUGGCAAGCUGCUCAUCAAGGACUUGAGCCUCAGGAUCUCACAAGGAAACAGUGUGAUGAUUGUGGGAAACACUGGUACAGGGAAGACAUCUCUCCUGAGGGUCCUUGGAGGACUCUGGGAGAGCACGCAGGGGAGCAUCAAGAUGCUGACCUGCUUUGGCCCCCGGGGAGUGGUAUUCCUACCACAGCGGCCCUUCUUCACUGACGGAAGCCUGCGUGAGCAGGUGAUCUAUCCCCUGAAGGAGAUCUAUCCAGUUUCAGCUUUCUCCCCAGGGUCUGCAGAUGAUGAAAGAAUUGUGCGAUUCCUGGAGCUGGCUGGGCUGACUGAUUUGCUGGCAAGGGCUGGAGGACUGGAUGAGCAGGUGGACUGGAACUGGUAUGACAUCCUGUCUCCAGGGGAGAUGCAGAGACUCUCAUUUGCACGGCUCUUCUACCUCCAGCCAAAAUAUGCGGUGCUAGAUGAAGCCACUAGUGCCUUGACAGAAGAGGUGGAGCAUGAACUGUAUCGUCUGUGCCUUCAGCUGGGCAUGACGCUGAUCAGCGUGGGACACAGACCCAGCCUGGAAAAGUUCCACAGCUGGAUUUUGAAACUUCAUGGGGAGGGAAGAUGGCAGCUCACUCGAUGCGAGAAGAUGAAGCGGCUCCCUGCUGGGGAAGGACACUGAAAAACAUGCCCUUGUCUGGCCAGACGCAGAACCUGCACAUCUGGGAGAGCUCUCAAUAGCAGACAUGGAGCUGCCAAGGCAGCAGCUGUCAACAUAUGAUUCAAACAGUGGAAGACCAAUUCUGGAUUUUGCUGAUGGACACAGAGCAUGUCAGAACUCAUAGUGUGGGGUUCUGUCAGGAGCAGACAGCUAUGCUAUCCUUCUCCCGGCCUCCUUCUGCCUCCCUGGCUCUCAUGUGGGAAAGGGGUGAGCUGCUAGGCUGCCCAAAGAGAAGAUGCUGCCUCAUGGGCCUUGUAGAAACAAGGGCCAGAGGAACCUCUGCUUUUUCCAGGAUGCAGUGGUGCAAGGCUAGGAUGCAGCCUCCUUUUCUGCCCUCUGUGCCUUUCUGGGAGCUCUGUCUUUGAUACACAGCUCUGCAGAACAGAUUUCUGUACUUUGUGGCUCUAUUGAGGGUUGUGUUCCCCAGGAGGUGCAUUGUAAGGGGAGGAGAAUGCUAGCACAGAGAAGGGGUGUGUCUCUGCUCUCCUUAUGACACAUAGCUACAUGUUAAAGGAACAUUUUUGUAUUAAAAUAUGGAGCCUGUUUUCAAACUA